Messenger RNA from Caenorhabditis bovis, 612 nucleotides. The record is from the annotation of a GenBank genome assembly. NCBI's taxonomy places the organism in Eukaryota, Metazoa, Nematoda, Chromadorea, Rhabditida, Rhabditidae.
AUGGCAAAGAAAAACGCCAACAAAAAUCAGAAGGAGAGCAAGGAGGACCUUGAUAAGUUUGCCAAGGAACUUGAAGGAAGCGAUUCUGACGAUGACGCCGUGGUAAUUGAGAAAGAGCCCGACGCAACUCCGCAGGUGGUCACUCAACCAACUGAGAGUUCGCCUGAAAAUAAAAAGACUACUGAAAUGCUCAGCGACGCUGAAAAGGAGAUUCUUCGCGAGGAACUUCUCAAGACCGAAGACGAAAUUGCUACUCUCAAGCAGGUUUUGACUGCUAGACAGAAGCACGCAGGGGAAUUAAAGAGAAAGUUGGGAUUGUCUCCAUUCACUGAGUUGUCGCAGGACAUCAAUAGAAGCAUUAAAGUUGUCACCGAGACAGAAGCCUUCCAAAAAACCGCUGAAGUUGCAGCUGCGACUACUGAUACUGUCAAGGAGAAGUGGAAUGAUAUGAGAAACUCUUCUCUCUUCAAAUCGUUUGAAUCAAAGCUAGGAACUGCUUACAAUCAGGCUAAGAUGGCUGCGUCUACUUCAAUCGAUCAUUUGGCGGGAGCCGCACGCAAUUCGAGCACUGUCGCUACCCCAGUCGCCGAGGAAGCCAAACCAAUCUCCUAA